Hemiscyllium ocellatum (epaulette shark) is the source of this 2269-nucleotide messenger RNA. Its product is annotated as POU domain, class 3, transcription factor 4-like. NCBI's taxonomy places the organism in Eukaryota, Metazoa, Chordata, Chondrichthyes, Orectolobiformes, Hemiscylliidae. Gene Ontology annotation, molecular function: RNA polymerase II cis-regulatory region sequence-specific DNA binding; DNA-binding transcription factor activity, RNA polymerase II-specific. The transcript has a single exon. Bases 1 to 1233 code for a protein of 410 amino acids. Gene Ontology annotation, cellular component: nucleus. Gene Ontology annotation, biological process: regulation of transcription by RNA polymerase II; brain development. The record is from RefSeq and is a predicted model, not a curated record.
AUGGCCACCGCAGCCUCCAAUCUGUACCUGGCUAGCAGCGCUAGCAGCACCAGCAGCAGGAGCGGGAUGCUGACAUCGCACUCCAUCGUCCACAGCGAGCCGCCCUCCGGGAUGCAGGCGGCGGCGGCGGCGGCAGCGGCGGCGGCGGCGGCAGCGGCGGCCGCCACUUUCCGGAGCCACCCUUCCAAGCUGCUGGCCGGGGACUACCUGCCGGCGCUAGCGGCGGGCAGCGGGCACCCCCUGUCGCACCAGUGGGUGACGGCGCUGCCCGAGGGCAGCGGCCCGUGGCCGGCGGCCGCCAUCCCCGCCGCCCCGCUGCCUCCUCAGCAGCAGGACUCCAAACCGGGCAGGGACGAGCUAGCGUCCCACCACCAUCACCCCCAUCACCAGCAGCAGCAGCAGCAGCACCAUCACCCCCACCAUCACCCCCACCAUCACCCCCACCACCCCCAGCAGCAGCAGCAGCAGCAGCAGAGUCAGCACCACUCGCCGCACUGGAGCGGCGCCGGCAGCGGCGGGGGCAGCGGCGGAGGCGGGGCACCGCCGCACCUCUACCCGCAGACCGCCGCCUUCCAGGUCAACGGCUUGCUGGAGCACAUGAGCCCGCCGCAGGGCCCGGCGGUGCACCCGGGGCUGAGGGAGGGCUCCGAGGCCGAGCUGAGCCAAGCCGCCCGCGGCUGCCUGGAGCCGCACUCGGACGAGGAGACGCCGACCUCGGACGAGCUGGAGCAGUUCGCCAAGCAGUUCAAGCAGCGGCGGAUCAAGCUGGGCUUCACACAGGCGGACGUGGGCCUGGCGCUGGGCACCCUGUACGGCAACGUGUUCUCGCAGACCACCAUCUGCAGGUUCGAGGCGCUGCAGCUCAGCUUCAAGAACAUGUGCAAGCUCAAGCCGCUGCUCAACAAGUGGCUGGAGGAGGCCGACUCCAGCACCGGCAGCCCCACCAGCAUCGACAAGAUCGCCGCCCAGGGCAGGAAGCGCAAGAAGCGCACCUCCAUCGAGGUGAGCGUCAAGGGGGCCCUGGAGACCCACUUCCUCAAGUGCCCCAAGCCGGCCGCCCAGGAGAUCUCCAGCCUGGCCGACAGCCUGCAGCUGGAGAAGGAGGUGGUCAGGGUCUGGUUCUGCAACCGGCGGCAGAAGGAGAAGAGGAUGACACCGCCCGGACUCCAUCAGCAAGACGAGAUAUUCGUCCACAGUAUGGACUCAGAGACCCCGACCCACCGCGACCUUUAACCGCCUUCCCUGCUCCGCUCAGCGCUGGCUGGGGGACUCACUUGAACCGAGAAAGGGAGAAGGGAGAUCUCUCACACCACCACCACCUCCCCCCCCCCCCCACCCCAUACACACUUUUAUAUCCCCUCUUCAACCCCCACCCCAACUUAACUUAUAUAUUGGACCGCCGCAACCAGGGUGACCAAGGUAGGACGUUUGACCAAACAAAAGAACACAAAAAAAAAGUUGUACAUCUUAAACAAGGGAAGUCUGCAAGCGGGCCAUGCCUCUCUCCAACUGAUGUCGUCUUUGGACCAUUCCCCACCGCCCCGUGCUGAAAGAAAUAGAGAAAGCGUCGAGGGGUCUGUCCACAAUUGUGGUUCAUUGUUUUUGUUUUCCUGUUCUGCCCCCCCCCUCUCCCCCCCCCCCCCCGGAAAAAUAAAGGAUUGCAGACCGACUGUGUGCCUAACACCUAUCAGCGCCUUGGUUCUCUCGGCUAUAUCAGGUGAAUCUGUUGCUAUCGCUGGCGUGUUUGCCCCCUUCCCCCUCUCUCUCUUUCUCUCUCUCUCUCCACCUCCCUCCCCACAACUUUUUUUCAUUUCCAUUACUGGUUAUAAAACAGCGGGAACCUGAUAUAAAAACGUGCAGUAUUGUAUUAUCUGUUGGAGUGGACUUGUGGUAAAUGCAACACACACACGGCUAGGCCUCAGAAUAUAGUUUGGCAACAGGACCGAUUUAAACAAACACACACACACACAAAUCGAAACAUUCGGCAGCUUAUUUCCAAAUGGCCCUAAAACAGCUCACGAGCCUUAGAAUGUCUUAGAAUGACUGAGUUGCCCUGGAUUUGAUUUCAGGGGAAUUUCCGUGAUUCUUCCGAGUUCAACGGAAACAAAAGACACAUCACAUUACCACUGCCGUGAAAACCGCUGGUCAAGAGAUAGAACUCUGGCAAAUAGCGUUUUAUUUUGUUCACACGCGAACCUGACUCUAAACAGAUCCAGACAUUUUGUCAGUUCAAACGCGUAGUUCAGUGGAGUUUCAGAGUGAGCUUUCA